Messenger RNA from Ostertagia ostertagi, 1743 nucleotides. The record is from the annotation of a GenBank genome assembly. NCBI's taxonomy places the organism in Eukaryota, Metazoa, Nematoda, Chromadorea, Rhabditida, Trichostrongylidae.
AUGCGCGUAGUUUGGUUAAUGAACUUAGCGAAUUUCAUCAUCUUAUUUCUUGCGUCAAACCCCGAAUCCUUGCUGUCGGAUUUGUGUUCCACUUCUUGUAAGGUGGUUAUAUUGGGUGAUCUAAACCUCGAUAUUGAUUGGUUUCGGGCAUACGCAAGUGGCCCUGCAGCCCGCCAAAGUAGAUUUUCCCGUUUUCUCUCGCUUUUUUCUCAACUUGGGUUAACUCAGCAUGUGUCUAUGCCUACUUGCGGUACUUCUAUUCUUGAUAUUAUUCUCGCCGCUCCUGAUUUAUGUUUUGACGUGUCAAUUAGUCCCCCAUUAAAAGCGUCUGAUCAUUGUAUCGUAAAUUUCGUGAUCAAAAUCUCAUUCGCUGACUUGACCGGGCGCAGUUGGAGAGAUUUCAUGACGCUGAUGUUGAAACGAUUGAGUCAGAGCUUGAUAAUAUUGAUUGGUUCGCGGUUUUCAAUGGCUAUAACACUGUCGAUGAUGUCUAUGAAAGAUUUGUCAUGGUUUUGCGCAUGCUUAUUGAAAACUUUGUCCCAAUUAAGAUCUCUGUUCCCCUGGUCGAUACAUAUCCACCACAUAUUAGAAAUCUCUACCAUCAGAGAGAAAGACUAUUUCGCUCUCUCCAGGACCCCCUGUCUUCUAGUGAGUAUAUCAAAGUUAACAAAGAUUUUCUGUUUCAUCUCAAGCGAUACUUGGCGUACAAACAAGAAACUUUCUGGUAGCAGAAAUAUGAAAAACCUUUUCUCUUAUAUCAGUAGGCGGUUGGGGAAAAAGAAGAGCUUUCGUGCAUGCAUGAUCUCGAUGGGAGGGUUCUUACUUCCGACGAAGACAAACGUUUUUACUAAUACUUCAGCCUACGAUAAUGAUUCUGCCGUUGAUCCUUUGGUGCGUCACGAUUGUCCUCUUCCAUUCAUUGACUAUUCGGUUGUUUACAAGUACUUACGUGUGGUUGAGAGUUCGUCAGCCCUUCCGUCUGAUGGGAUACCGUCGAUUUUCUAUAAAAUGUUUGCCAGUAAGCUCGCUAGACCCCUAUGUCACAUUUUCAACAUUUCGCUCAUCAUGGGACAGGUCCCUGGGCUCUGGAAGGAGUCUAUAGUUACAGCUAUUCCUAAGAAGUCCUCUUCUUCUCUACCCAACGAAUUUAGACCAAUCAGCAUAAUGCCCACUCCAUGCAAAAUCAUGGAAAAGAUCUUGAAAUCCUGCUUCCUAGACUGGCUCAAUCUGAAGACCUUGUUGAACUGUGUGGUUGAUCGCAUGUCUUCCUGGACCAGUAAAUGGGGGCUCAGGCUUAAUUUCGAUAAAACUUGCGUGCUUUCCCUGGGUAACCGGCCAACUGAUCUAUCCCCGGCUGACAUACCUUCUUCUUGUAUUCUUGAUCAAACACGAGAUCUCGGCGUUAUUAUUUCCAACUCACUUAGCUGGGAUUUCCACAUUGAUGGUAUUCGGUCUAGGGCUUUGCGAUGUUUAUACAGUUUGUUCAGAAUAGUCAAAACUACAGAUUUAACCGUUCUGCUCAAGUUGUAUAAAACUUAUGUUCGUCCUAUUCUCGAAUAUUGUAGUCAGGUUUGGAACCCUCACUCCAAAAAGCUUACUUCCCAGUUGGAAAAGGUUUCAGAUGACCUUCACAAGACUUCUGUACUUCCGGGUGUUUCCCGACCCUGGAUAUCCCCGAUCAAUGCCGCCUUACAGUAUUCGACUAAAAGAGCUAGGCCUCAGAAUUCCCAACGGAUACAAUAA